Brachypodium distachyon (stiff brome) is the source of this 927-nucleotide messenger RNA. RefSeq names its product casparian strip membrane protein 3. The record is from RefSeq and is a predicted model, not a curated record. Bases 1 to 639 code for a protein of 212 amino acids. Lineage: Eukaryota; Viridiplantae; Streptophyta; Magnoliopsida; Poales; Poaceae. The transcript is spliced from 3 exons.
AUGCGAGAAACAUGGAUUGUUCUUCAGACCUGCAAAACAGUGGAGUUUGAUCAGUUCAAGAGCUGUACUGCUAGACAUAUCAGAAUGGAGGGCUCUGGUGAGCAUGGUGAGACCUCCAAGGGGCCCCUGAGCAAGGGGGUCAGUAGAGGAUUGUGCAUACUUGACCUCAUAUUUCGUGUGAUCGCGGUCAUCGGCACCCUCGCGAGCGCCAUUGCCAUGGGCACUACCAACCAGACGAUGCCUUUCUUCACACAGUUCGUCCAGUUCAAGGAGAGAUACAGUGAUCUCCCUACUCUCACGUUCUUUGUGGUGGCAAAUUCUAUUGCCAGCGCCUAUCUCAUCAUUUCACUCCCAUUGUCAAUUGUGCACAUAAUCAGGAGCAGGGCUAAAUACAGCAGGCUGAUCUUAAUCUUUUUUGAUGUGGCAAUGCUAGCUCUGGUGACUGCGGCAGCAUCUGCAGGAGCAGCUAUUGUCUACUUAGCACACAAUGGUAAUGUCAGUGCUAACUGGUUUGCUAUUUGCCAGCAGUUCGAUUCUUUCUGCGAGCGAAUCUCCGGCUCCCUGAUUGGCUCCUUCGCAGCCAUGGUUGUGCUGAUACUGCUCAUAUUACUCUCUGCCGUUGCCCUGGCCAGGCGCUAGACCAAAUUGUGCAUUUUUCACGGUUGCACUCCCUGAAGUAUAAGUGGGCUAUGGUGUGGUUCUUGCACUUGCCUUAAUGUAUCAAUAUCGAUCUGCCUAUUUGCCUCUUCCUACCAUCCUCAACUUAUCAUGCAGCUCCUUGACUGUGUGCUACUUUUUUUAAUGGUAUGUGUACUUCACACAGUUGUUACAGAAAUAAAUAUAAACAUGCUGUCAUGGAUUGUGUGUGACAUAAUUUUCAUGGGAGUUGUCAGAAUAAUUUAUGUCUAACUGGAUGACAAAAUGAGA